UUUUUACCCGUUGAGAUGUUAUCUUACCGUCGGUGAGAUAUCUCUAGGUCGACUUGAUGCCUGGGUGUGCCCUGCCCCGUAUGGGUCAGUCAGUCUAGUUAGUGUGCGAGCGAAACUCCACCUCGGAUGCAAUGCACAUAUGUAUGUGAUGAUUCUUGUGGUUUGAUUUUCGACACUUUACAUCUGUGAGUCGUGUCGUCGUUGUCGUCGUCGUUGUCGCCAUGCAUUUUCUUGAAACGCCCUCCUUCGCCCAUAACAGGUCGCCGUCCUCGUCCAACUUUAUUAUUGAGGAGGACUCACGCUCGGACAUUUCAGAUUACCCGAUCUCCGCGAAUGGAAAUGACUCCAACACUUCGGCCAGAGACUUUUGGGCAAGGCGGAGGUUGCUGAAGGGGUUGGUGGGUGUGAUGUGCAUCCUCGUCCUCCUCCUUGCCGCGGCCGUCUCCAUUCUGGGCGUCCUCUACAUGCAGACAUUCCCCAGCUUUGAAACUUGUCGCACCCGGACGUGCACCCGGACGGCGACACUCUUCAUGAAAACGAUGGACGAGACGGUCGAUCCGUGUGAUGAUUUCCAUAAGUUUGCAUGCGGAAAUUGGAUUUCUGACACGGCGGCUGUCGUCUCCGUGGCGGUUUACGACCACACAACCAUCAUGCGCGACAGGAUCGUGGGACGACUGAGGAGUCUCACAGAAAAUAUAACGAAUGAAGAUAUCGAGUCGUUACAACAGGUCAGGAUCAUGUACAACACAUGCGUCGAUUUAGUGGCUAUCGAGGAGGCCGGUCUGUCCCCACUGGUCGACCUAGUGACCCGGCUUAUCCGCCCGAACGCCACUCUGGGGGCGACGCUGGGUCUCAUCCAUCGUGAAACUGGGCAAGACUACGUUUUCGACCUGAGCAUUGGACCCUCCUUUCAAAAUACUUCGGUCUACUUGCUCUCCAUCGACCAGCCGGAACUACCCGUCGUGAAGGCCAACUUCCUCUACACGCCGGCCGUCGUGGCAGCGUAUGAGCGUCUCAUUGAGAAGGUUCUUCUCCGCUUGGGAAAGGAAAAAGGAUUCCCUCCGCUGAAAAAAGACGCCAAAACGACGGCGAAAAAGAUCGCAGCGUUCGAACAGCUUUUCGCCUUGGCCAUGUCAGACGAGGACGAUCGUGGCAAAGCGUCCACCGCGAACCUAAUCACGUUAAAAGAGCUGAAUCUUCUGUUUCGAAAUGGGGGCGUUGGUGAAGGAAAUGCCACUGGAAAUGUGACCCAAAGCAAACCUGCAACUCGUCGUGACAACUUUUUCAACUGGACGGAAUACGUGGACACGUUAUUCAACGGGUUGGCGGAUGUUGAAGUAAACGACGACUUUAUCUUAAACCUUGAUGACGUCGCCUAUAUCAGAAAGGUUGCUCAACUCCUCGCCAAGACUGAUCCGGAACAGCUAAAACUGUACAUCACGUGGGAGUUGAUCUACACGUUUGGGAAGGACGUGACGAAGGAGGUUCGUGACCUUUUUAACGCCUUUACCGCCAUCUCGGAGGGGACCGAGUCGACGCCUAAUCGACACACAGAGUGCAUUCUGCUCCUCGAUCAGUCCCUCCCCUUCGCACUCACGCACAAAUACGUUCUCAAGUAUGUCAAGGACGCCACAAUUCAAGAGGCGCGCGAAAUGUACCGCAACAUUUUGAGCGCGUUUAAAGCGGAAGUGGGGCUUUUGGAGUGGAUGGAUGUGAGGACGAAGAAGCGCGCGUUAGAUAAGGCGAACCGCGUGGAGGGCUAUAUCGGAUUUCCUGCCUGGCUGAAAGACCCCGUCGCUGUGGACGCCUUCUACGCCGCUCUCCGCUUUAAUAACUCUUCAUUUUUCAGAAAUAUACUCACCAUGAUGAAGUGGAUCGCGGAGAAGGCGUUGCGAGAAUACGUGGGUCCCGUGGAUCGCUCAUGGACGUCGGACUCACCAGCAGAAGCGGAUGCAUUUUACGACGACGAGAGGAACGCGAUCACCUUUCCAGCCGGGUUUUUACAAGAGCCGUUCAUCGGGAUGGGACUGAAAGCUGUGGACUAUGGCGCCCUGGGGUCAGUGCUAGGUCACGAGUUGACCCACGGCUUUGACACGAUGGGGCGCUACAGUGACGAGUAUGGACGAUUGAACGCGUGGUGGACGUUGGACACGCUGGAGCACUUUGUCUCCAAGGCCCAGUGCUUUGAAGACCAGUACAGCACCUUCUGGCUCCCAGAGCUUGGUGUCGUUCCAGGACCUAAUAACACGGUGAACGGGAAGCGUACGUUGGCGGAGAACAUUGCGGACAAUGGCGGAAUUCGAGAGGCUUUCCAAGCGUACGCGUACUACGUUGAGACGCGUGGGUCCCCAGAACCGAGGCUGCCAGGGUUAGAAAAGUACUCUUCGGAGCAGUUGUUUUUUCUCUCGUUCGCCCAGUCGUGGUGCUCUUAUCUUUCACCCGCCGCGCUAACCGACAUGGUGGAAACGAAUGUGCACAGCCCACCAAAAUUUCGCAUUACCGGUCCCCUCGCGAACUUUCCAGAUUUUGCUCGUGUCUGGAGCUGUCCUGCCGGGUCAAGGAUGAAUCCCGAGGAUAAGUGUGUCCUUUGGGGUGGACGGGACGACGUCAGGGUGACGAAGACAUCAAAAACUCAUUAACCAAACCACCAGAAAAUAAACUGCUUUGAUAAAUAAAUAAAUACGACACGAUA
This is a messenger RNA of Folsomia candida, 2692 nucleotides long. Its product is annotated as neprilysin-11. Lineage: Eukaryota; Metazoa; Arthropoda; Collembola; Entomobryomorpha; Isotomidae. Gene Ontology annotation, biological process: protein processing. Gene Ontology annotation, molecular function: metalloendopeptidase activity. Gene Ontology annotation, cellular component: plasma membrane. The transcript is spliced from 18 exons. The coding region runs from base 222 to 2639 and encodes 805 amino acids. The record is from RefSeq and is a predicted model, not a curated record.